AUGGGUCAAAAUUAUACAGAGAAUCUGAAAAUAGUAUACGAUGGCAUUACUAAUAUGUCUAAAAACAUUGAUAACUUAAUUACUGCUCUGGCAAAACAACAACUUCAAGAAGACGAAAGGAGCAAGACCAAGGUUGUUGAAAAACGUCAACAGAGAGAAGAAGAACGAGUUGUUCGUGGUGGCAAUGGUCCUCCUCCUCCUCCACCUCCACCUGCUGCCAGAGCUAAUACAAUCGAUCUUAAAUUUCCUACCUUUGAUGGAGAGGAUCCUGAUGGGUGGAUUUUUAAUGCUGAUCAAUACUUCAGUGUCACAAUUGUGACUUGGUUGGAGUUUUGUGUUCAUGUUCGUGCGCGUUUUGCACCUGAGAAAUUUGUUGAUGCUCGUCUAGCUAUUAGUACAAUUAAUCAGGUUGAUGACUACUUGAUCAACUUCUUCAUUCGUUCUCUCAAACCACAUAUUGGUAGUGUGGUUAAAUUGCUUGCACCAAAAACUUUGAAUGAAGCUUUUACAAAGGAAAUUCACCAGGAAGAAGCUUAUGCAACAGUUAAUAAGCUUCCUACACGCCAACUUUAUCGUCCCCCUCCACUUCGAGAUGAAGCAUCAACUUCUACUACUCCAAUCAAGAAGCUUACACUUCCUACUGGUUAUAAUAAGUUAUCAAGGGAAGAGAUGAAAGAAAAACGCGAGAAGGGUCUUUGUUUCAAUUGUGAUGCACCAUUUAAAUCUGGACAUAUUUGUCCUGAUAAGCCGGGCUUCUUGCUUUUAGAGAUGGAUCCUCAUUCUCCUGAAGGCAUCACUGAGAUUGAGUAUACCACUGAAAACCACCAAGCGAGUGACGAUCUUGCUGUUUUGGAAUCAACCCCAACUAUCUCUCUUAACUCACUUUUAGGUUCUACAUUUCCUAAUACUAUGAGUAUCACUGGUUAUGCCAAGGCUCGACCUCUCACAAUUCUCAUAGAUUCAGGGUCUACACAUAAUUUCUUGCAUCCUAGCAUAUCCAAGAAAUGUGGCUUUGCAUUUUCGUCUACUGAUCAUGUUUUACGUGUAACUGUGGGUAAUGGUGGUCAUUUAAACACUAAAGUAUUGGGAAUUCAAUGGCUACGCACGUUGGGAGAAAUUGUUUGGGAUUUUGAAAAAUUGACUAUGCAAUUUAGCAUUCAAGACACAGCCGUCAGAUUAACUGGUAACCAAUCAUCAGCUGUAAUGAUUAUGGAUGUUUCUCCCAUGCAACGUUUAUUAUCUACAGAAAACUAUGGAAUUUUAUUGGAACUAGUUGCAUUAAAUACUUCUGCCGCCAAGCAUUUAGAAUUGUUACCUGAAAUUAAACAGCUGCUCUCUACUUUUGGUGACAUUUUUUCUACUCCAACAACACUGCCUCCAGAACGUAUACAAGAUCAUAAAAUUUCCUUACUUCCGGAGACGGGUCCUGUGAAUAAAGGAGGCUCAUGGUGCAUGUGUGUAGACUACCGUGCUCUUAAUAAGAUAACCAUCAAAGAUCGUUACCCAAUUCCAGUAGUGGACGAAUUAUUGGAUGAAUUACAUGGUAAUCAAGUCUUCACCAAGUUAGAUUUACGAUAUGGUUAUCAUCAAAUUCGUGUACAUGACGCAGACAUUCCAAAGACAGCUUUCCGUACACAUGAUGGCCAUAACGAAUUUUCAGUCGUGCCUUUUAGAUUAUCCAAUGCCCCAGCAACAUUCCAUAGUUUAAUGAAUUAUAUAUUCCGGCCUUACUUACGCAAGUUCGUCCUGGUUUUCUUCGAUGAUAUUCUAAUCUACAGUGAGAAUUUUGAUGAUCAUAUCAAACAUCUGGAACUGGUAUUUGAAAUACUGCGAAAUCACAAAUUGUUCGUUAAGGAAUCCAAAUGUACUUUUGCACAAAAGUCUGUUGGUUACCUUGGUCAUUUGAUUUCAUCUGAUGGAGUUUCUGUUGAGUGUUAG
Papaver somniferum (opium poppy) is the source of this 1938-nucleotide messenger RNA. RefSeq lists its product as uncharacterized. The record is from RefSeq and is a predicted model, not a curated record. The transcript has 6 exons. Lineage: Eukaryota; Viridiplantae; Streptophyta; Magnoliopsida; Ranunculales; Papaveraceae. The coding region runs from base 1 to 1938 and encodes 645 amino acids.